Messenger RNA from Miscanthus lutarioriparius, 495 nucleotides. The record is from the annotation of a GenBank genome assembly. NCBI's taxonomy places the organism in Eukaryota, Viridiplantae, Streptophyta, Magnoliopsida, Poales, Poaceae.
AUGUCUCCAUCGCCAUCGUCUUUCCUCUUUUACUACAGUAGUACUGAACUGGGCAUACAUGCAUGCUCUCCGUCCUUGCCGCAGCAAAAGAUCGUGAUCAGGGUGCAGAUGGAGUGCGACCGGUGCCGGUCCAAGGCGCUGGCGCUGGUGGCGGCCACGGGCGGGGUGGACUCCGUGUCGCUCGCGGGCGACGGCAGGGACCAGGUCGUCGUCGUGGGCGACGACGUCGACUCCGUCAAGCUCACCAACGCACUGCGCAGGAAGGUCGGACCUGCAGAGAUCGUGCAGGUCGCCGAAGCCAAGAAGGAGGGGGGCGGCGGCAACAAUCCUCCGGCCGCCACCGCCACCGCGCUGCCCGAGUUCGUCGCGUCGAGCCCGUGGUACUACCAGCAGUACCCGCAGCCGGCGGCCGUCGUGUACGAACAUCCCGCGGAGGGGUACGCGUGCGCGUACGGGUACCAGACGCGGACUGACAGCAUCUGCUCCAUAAUGUAG